GGACGGAGCCCAGUUUCUCAAGAAGAGUCAUUCAUUGUUCAUGCUUUUGUAGCUUAGGGACUUGCCAGGGACUAUUUUGCGUAUAAAAUGGAAACCCAUGAUGACAAAGAUGAGAUUCAUGAUUGUGUGAUUAAGCUGAGAGAAAAUCCCCCAAAACGAAGGGAGAAGGUGUACAUUGGCUGUGGAGCUGGUUUUGGAGGUGAUAGGCCCUUGGCAGCUCUUAAGUUGCUUCAGAGAGUGAAACAGCUGAAUUAUCUUGUACUUGAAUGCCUAGCGGAGCGCACCCUUGCUGAUCGAUAUCAGGUUAUGGUGUCAGGUGGCGAUGGUUUUGAUUCGCGGAUUUCGGAUUGGAUGCGCUUGCUUCUACCUUUAGCUGUGGCGAGAGGAACUUGCAUAAUCACCAACAUGGGUGCAAUGGAUCCAUCUGGUGCGCAGAAGAAGGUUAUAGAAAUAGCAAACAGCCUGGGACUUAAUAUAGCUGUUGGUGUGGCUCAUGAGGUUUCUAUCAGUAACACAGGUUUAGGAUCCUCUCAUGAGAAAUCCUACAUCAAGGAAGGCGGUAUUAGCACAUAUCUUGGAGCUGCUCCCAUAGUCGAAUGUCUGGAAAAGCAUCAACCUGACGUUGUGAUAACUUCUCGCGUCACAGAUGCUGCCUUAUUUUUGGCACCAAUGAUAUAUGAAUUAGGUUGGAACUGGGACAACUUAGAACUUUUAGCACAGGGGUCAUUGGCUGGACACCUUUUGGAGUGUGGCUGUCAACUUACAGGGGGAUACUUCAUGCAUCCAGGAGACAAGUACCGAGACAUGCCUUUCUCUCAACUUCUUGAUUUGUCACUUCCUUAUGCUGAAAUCUGUUCUAAUGGAAGCGUACUUGUUGCAAAGGCGGAAGGUAGUGGCGGGGUCUUAAAUUUCAGUACUUGUGCUCAACAACUUCUUUAUGAAGUUGGGGAUCCUAGUGCCUAUGUCACUCCUGACGUGAUUAUUGAUCUUCGAGAUGUUUCAUUCUCCCCUCAAUCAAGUUGCAAAGUGCUUUGUGUUGGAGCAAAACCUGCUGCUGGAUUAGUUCCUGAUAAACUCCUGCAGUUGAUUCCAAAGGACUGCGGUUGGAAAGGAUGGGGAGAGGUGUCUUAUGGAGGACAUGAAUGUGUUAAACGUGCUAAGGCUGCUGAAUUUCUGGUCAGAUCAUGGUUGGAAGAAAUAUUGCCUGGCAUUAACAGUCGCAUAUUUUCUUAUAUAAUCGGCGUUGACAGUCUGAAAGCAAUUAGCACUGGCGAGGACACUUCGUCUCUGAAGAGUAGAGAAGAUCAUCAAGAUAUAAGGUUACGCAUGGAUGGUUUACUUGAGCUGAAGGAACAUGCAGUUCAAUUUACAAGGGAGUUUACAGCAUUAUAUACUAAUGGUCCAGCUGGUGGUGGGGGUAUCAGUGUUGGGCAGAAGAAAGAGAUCAUUCUUGAAAAGCAAUUGGUCUGUCGUGAACAUGUUUCGUGGAGGGUUGCAGUGAAGCGCUCUGUAGUGACAAAAUCAAAUAACUUGAGAAAUAGCAGUGAAGAGCUCACGAAACGGCCUGUUUUACAAGAAUCUUUGGAUCAUAUUUUAUUUUCGGAAGGCGAUACAUCUCCUGCUCCCUCUGGCAAAAAGAUUCCACUCUAUGAUGUGGCGCAUAGCAGAGUUGGAGACAAAGGGAAUGACUUAAACUUCUCUCUCAUCCCACAUUUCCCUUCAGAUAUUGAGAGGUUGAAGUUGGUCAUAACGCCCCAGUGGGUAAAGGAAGCAGUCUCAGCUCUUCUAAACAAAUCUUCAUUUCUCGAGUCCAACGCUAUCAAUGAAAGAGACAAAUGGGUUAAUGAACAUGUCAAAGUGCAAAUUUAUGAAGUUAGAGGAAUCAAAUCUUUGAAUGUUGUGGUUCGGAACAUUCUAGAUGGGGGCGUCAACUGCUCCAGAAGGAUCGAUCGCCAUGGCAAGACCAUUUCGGAUCUGAUAUUGUGCCAGCAAGUAGUGCUGCCUCCAUAAUUUUGUUGUUCAAGUAAUUCGUUACCAUGGUUUGGAAUGGUCCUUUGCAUGUAAAUUAUGUAACAACAAUAAGAUACAGUACAUAUUUCCAAAAUUCCAACGGCUAAAAGCCUGAAAUGAAAUAUGGCAGAUAAAAUAAGAGCUGUCCAAUACAGAGAUUUCUUUUGCA
Morus notabilis is the source of this 2179-nucleotide messenger RNA. RefSeq lists its product as uncharacterized. Bases 88 to 2010 code for a protein of 640 amino acids. The transcript has 14 exons. Lineage: Eukaryota; Viridiplantae; Streptophyta; Magnoliopsida; Rosales; Moraceae. The record is from RefSeq and is a predicted model, not a curated record.